AGCCAGUAUUGUGCUUGACAUCGCGCAGUACGGAUCCAUCGGUAUUUAUUAAGGAUCCACGUUUCGUUCCGGCAUUCAAUUAAAAAGAAGAUAAAAAUAAAAGCUAGCUGAACAGGACCUUACAUAAGAAUCUUAAUGCAAACGCGGAGAAUGGCACGGUGAUGCGUGUAAGAAAGGCACACAACAGAUUGUAUCUCAUUCAUACUCGAUUAAUCGAUCCAGACUCAAAAGCGCUCAAAAUACGUCAAAAUGAUAAUGUUCAAGAGCUUUUACAACAGGAUCAGCAAGGACUUCUGGCAAAAAGAGUUGAUGCCGUUGAAAUUAUUAUUCUUUGUUCAAGCAUCCACACUUUACGUAUUGUAUCCGUACUUGACUAUACAUAUGAGAGAAUUGGGAAUAAAUGUGGAAGAAACUGCGAUAAUGAAUGCCAUUACACCCGUCAUGGCGAUGGUGAUGCCGCCGCUCGCUGGCAUGCUAGCCGACCGAAUAGGAAAUUUCAGAAUUUUGCUGUCGGUAUUUUCCGUGUUCGGUGGUUUUGCGGCAUUAUUACUCCUAUUAGUGCCAAUCGGCAGAGUGACAGUGCAUUUUCCCGAGAGAAUAAUUAUGGAUCUCGAUUGUCAAGAUAGAAGCAAUUCGCUAUUCUAUACAAUGAGCCAGACUCAUCCGUGCGAAAGAAAAUUAGGAUCGGAAAUCGCUAUGAAAGUAGAAAGCUGUGGAUUCGUGUGUCAGGUGGACAACGAAACAGAUCAAAGUUUGAUUCCAAAAUCGAAGUUUUAUAUAGUGAGAUACUUUAAUUCUCAGACUGGCGUUAAUGUUUCGUACAAAUACGCCAUGGCGCAGAGUGACUUGUCAACGAGUGUUGAUCAGCAGGAAGACAUAAAAGAGCAUCGACAAUUAAAGAAUAAUGAGUUCUUUAAAACGACUAUCCGGCAAAUCUCGAAAACACACUAUUUUUUCCCAACAGAUCAGCUAUUCUCAUUCUCGUGUGUAUCGUCCGGACACGUUCAAGAUAUUGAAAACUCCGAAAUAUCACACGGAUUAUACAGAAACUAUACAUCAUGCGUUUUUGGUCAUUUAAUUAAACCGGAGAACGAUGUCAAUUCAACGAUAUAUUAUCAUUCGUACAAAUCAAAGAUUAAAAGUCUGGAAAUAGACGGGGAGGAUUUGCGAGAGGAACGGCAAAGAUACUCGGCGGAUGAAAUAUCUUUGGCGGAAGACUUCCAGAAGCUCACUUGUGACAAUCCAGAGUCUACGCACAACCGAAUCGCGAUAGAUAUGCUGCUCUAUAAUCACAAUGCGAAUCUAGAGUCGACGAGGCGAGUUUUGAGCACGAAUGAAUGCAACAAGAGGUGCAUCGUCACCGCACCUCGCAACAGUAUGUGUUCUAACAUGGAUACGGAAAUCGAACUUAAUGUAAGCCUGACGUUCUGGGUUUACCUCAUCAUUAGAGUAUUUAUCAGUAUUAUCGGUGGCACAACUUUUGCUAUGUUCGAAGGUGCCGUAAUAGCGAUAUUACGAGAACAGGACGCGGAUUAUGGUCUUCAAAGAAUUUAUGGCAGCUUAGGAGGAAUGAUUUCCUCGCCCCUGUCAGGUCUUCUUAUAGAUUACGCCAGUAGAGAUAAAGGAUAUACCGAUUUUAGGCCAGCAUUUUACUUAUACACGGCAUUAAAGCUCGCCUCGGCUGUUCUCAUGUUACUGAUCAAUCUGGAAUUCAAACCACCUGCCAAGAAUGUCGUGCGUGACGUCUUCACUGUUUUGAAAAACAUCGAAAUCGCCGCGCUCUUUCUUGCUUGCUUUGUUCUCGGCACCGCUUGGGGAUACAUCGAGGCGUUUCUCUUCUGGUUGAUUCAAGAUUUAGGAGGAUCUAAAUCAUUUAUGGGUGUCACGAUAACAGUAAGCAGUAUCGCCGGCAUACCAUUGCUGGCGCUCUCUGAACCGAUCAUAUCGAAAAUCGGUCACGCAAAUGUGCUUUUCCUAGGAUUUGUGUUUUACGCCAUUAGACUUUGCGGUUAUUCUUUGGUUUACAAUGUUUGGCUGAUUUUAAUCUUCGAGGCGCUAGAAUCGGUCUCGACGUCUCUCAGCUUCACCGCAGCCGUCACUUAUGCCGCAAAAUUAUCGUCUAUAUCUACCGACAGCUCUAUACAGGGAUUACUUGGCGGUGUUAAUUACGGAGUUGGCAAAGGUACCGGAAGUUUAAUCGGUGGUUAUCUGAUAAAAGCUUUUGGUAACAGACCAACCUACCAGAUUUUUGCUGUGGUAACUUUAUUGACUGGUAUAAUAUAUUUUAUAUUUAAUGUGACUUACUUGAAAAAGCGAUCUCAGCUUCGAGACGAUAAUACCGUAAAAGAGAAAUUCGAAAAUGUCAGCUCACAAAAUAGUCCCGAGAAACACACCAAUAAUAUUAAUCUUGAUAAAAAACCACAAGAUGAAGUAAUUAAAGAGAAUGAGAGCAAUUUGAAGGAAAGUGAUAGUAUAGAUAAUGGAGAAAUUUUGAAAAAAAUAGAAAAUUAUAAAUCAUCAGAAGAAAAAAAUAAAAAAAAUUUAACAAAAAUUAAAGUUAUCAGAAAUGCUGAAAAUGUUAAUCAAAAUGAAGAAAAUUUAACUGAAAAACCUGAGGAUAAAUCGACACCAAGUGAUGACGCAAUAAAGGCUGAAAAAAGCGAUAUACAAGAAACCUGUUUUACUAACCCGAAUGUUCAGACUGAUAAUCAGUGCAAAAUCGGACUAGAAGACAAACAAAUAGACAAAGAUAUUGAUCGAGUAAGUUCCUAAUAAUUGUCGAUGAGGAGUUAAACGCGGCAAUGGAAUAAGUAGUUUUACAUAAUUUAAAAAAAAAGGAAGUUUUAAGUUCUGGACAACUUGAAAUAUAAUAAAGAACCAAACAAGGAU
Messenger RNA from Linepithema humile (Argentine ant), 2889 nucleotides. RefSeq lists its product as uncharacterized. Gene Ontology annotation, cellular component: membrane. NCBI's taxonomy places the organism in Eukaryota, Metazoa, Arthropoda, Insecta, Hymenoptera, Formicidae. The record is from RefSeq and is a predicted model, not a curated record.